Molecule: messenger RNA, 4515 nt
Organism: Protopterus annectens (West African lungfish)
Lineage: Eukaryota; Metazoa; Chordata; Ceratodontiformes; Protopteridae
Gene: SH3BP2
Product: SH3 domain binding protein 2
Exons: 13
Coding region: 267-1973 (568 amino acids)
Biological process (GO): signal transduction
Molecular function (GO): SH3 domain binding
Source: RefSeq, a predicted model, not a curated record
AGAAUGUAGUUGCUUGAUUCUCAAAGAAGGAAGUGCAAACAAAAGGAAACUAGUCACUGCCCAUGUGUCAGAAAGCAGAUUAGCAGCGGAGCAUAACUCACCGUUAACAAAAGACUUCAGUUUAAGUGACAAGCAGCAGUAAGUAACACUACCUCAACAUUUAAGGAAAAGUGAAUAAUAGCUCUCUACAGUCAUAUCCACCCUUAUGCAGGAGGGAGAACCAAAUGUGAAACUGUCUGCCAAGAAAUGGAAAAUGCAACAUAUUGAUGGAUUUUUUUACAAAGUGGAAAAACUCAUCUGGAUCACAAAGUAACAUGUGCCGGAAUGAUAAAAACAAGAGCAUGGAGUCCUGUGAUGUCUGCUGGCCUAUUCCAAUGAAAGCCAUUGGCGCCCAGAAUCUACUGACACUGUAUGGAGGAGUUACCUUCUCUGGAUACCUGCACAAAAAGGGUGGCACACAGCUGAUUUCAAAAUGUGAGUGGCCACUGCGCUUUAUAGUUAUCCAUAAAGGAUGCAUUUAUUACUUCAAGUCCAGCAGCUCAACAUCUCCCCAAGGAGCUUUCUCCCUAAGUGGAUACAACAGGGUAAUGAGGGCGGCAGAAGAGACAACAUCAAGCAACGUAUUCCCCUUCAAGAUUGUUCAUAUCAGCAAGAAUCAUCGAACGUGGUACUUCUCAGCUGCAAGCGAGGAUGAACGAAAGCAAUGGAUGCUAAGCCUCAGAAAAGAAAUAGACUACUAUCAUGAAAGACAAGAGUCUAUAUCAAGCAUGAGCGACAGCAGCUCAGACACAGACAGUUUCUACGGUUCGCUAGAACGACCAAUUGAUAUUCGAUAUUCUCCACAUGGAACAGACAGUGAAGAUGAGAGUGACUAUGAAGAACCUGACAGCAAUGAUGAUGCCAGCCCACCUGAUUAUCCUCCUCCAGCAGUUCCUGAUACUAGUUUACACACUAUUAACCCCAGCAGGAGGACAUCUGAGUGUCCACUGACUCUACAGCAACAUCACAGGAAGCCAGCAUUACCAGAUGUCCCUCUACAACAGCCAAAAGGACUUCUAUCAGCCUCAGGAAAAAGAAGUGGCGAACUGAGUCCUGGUGUCCCAAGGCCACCAGUGGCAGCUCUUACAGCAAAUAAACCUCCACCUCCUCCUUUACCACAGUUAAAAAAGCUGGUUGAAAGGGGAGCAUCAGGUGAAAGUAUUGGUCCACUAAAGCCAACAGCUCCAGUGAAGCCUCCCAAGAGCCCUGCACUAAAAGACAUCUCUACAGAACUGCAGUCAAAGCUGGAGAAAAUUCAACCUCCCUCUAUACCACUGCACCUGCCACCUGUCCCUAAUAAGCCAAAACCAUCUGUGGUGAACAAAACAGUGGCACCUCCUCCAAGGCCAAAAGUAGACCAUGUCAAACCCACACUAUACAAACCAAAUCUUGUACCCAAGCCUCCUGAAAAGAAACCACCAUUAUUACCAGUGAAACCGGACAUCAUGAAAUCUUCAGCAUCACAACUACAGAGAGCUUCACCAGAUGGACAGAGUUUUAAAGGGGUUUUGCAAGAAAUGCCAGGAAACGGAAGACAGAAAAGAUCAGAUUCUUUAACUAAAGAUGUGGUUGAGGAUGAUGAAGAUGACUAUGAGCAUCCACAGCUACCAGAAACUGUGUUUGUGAAUAAAACAGGAUCAUAUGAAGUAGAAAGCAUCUUCAAAGAAAAUUUUCCUAAAGGCAUACCUGAUGGAUUAUAUUGCAUUAGGAAGUCAGGAAGCAAAUCUGGGCAGGUAUUUGUUGUGUGGGAUCAACCUGAAAACAAAGUCCGAAACUACAGAAUCUUUGAAAUGGGCUCCAAAGUCUACCUAGGUGAAGAACUGAAGUUUACUGACCUUGGCAGCUUAGUUGAAUUCUACUGUAAGAACACACUACCCAAUCAUGACCGUCUACGUCUACAGCUGCCUUUUGGCUACACUCCACCAUCAAGAUGACCCAGCUGCAUGAGAAAAUCUCAUUAGAAAAGGCCACUCCUCUCAGCCCAUGUCAAAACAGACAACCUUGGGUUAGUUUUGCAGUUACCUGGGUGUUAAUGACAUGUGAGAUCUUCAUUUCUGGUGAUCUGCAAGCAUCCCCAGCCAUACUUGUGCCAUUUCACAGAUGAUUGAAACAGCUGAUGUAUGCUGAAUCUGUCCAUCGUGAGAAGAAGAGUCCACAUUAAUUACCUUGCCAAUUGGAAGUUUCAUCAUGAUUUUUCCAAACUAAUGUCUGCUAAGAGAAAAGCACAUUUUUUGUGAAAUUAUCACAAAUUUUUUUUGGAAAACCUGGCUUCUUUUAGUUGUAGAAUUACACCUUAAAGCCACUGUUAGGAGCAUUCUAACAGAAGAUUUGCACUAUGCAGAUAAGUAUGGAAAACUGAAGAAAAAAAGGAUGCUUAUUAUGUUUACAAAAAAUAUAUGCAAUCUCAGUUUUGUGGUUGAAAGCUAGUAAAUAACAUACUGCACUGUAUGACAGCAAGAAAAAUCCAUUGCAACAAUACUGGCAGAAGACAAGAAUCAGCAAGCAGCGGUUUUGUGAAAAUCUGUGCUUCCUUUUUGACAGAAUGUGCCAAGUCUGUGCUUCUUUUCUGACAGAAUGUUCCACAGCAAAGGUAAAUAUAUAUAUAUAUAUAUAUAUAUAUAUAUAUAUUCCUGCAGGACAAUGGCAAAAAAAGGAAUUUGAUGAGCUCUGAAAAUAUUGCUGGACAAUUGUAGCAUUUGCAUUGCAGCACAGGGAAUGAACUUCUUUAAAAGUCAGUGUAUAAAAUAAAGUUCCUGAUUUGCACUAAACAUAUUAUUCAAAGCUCGGAGAAUGGAAGCAUGGGUUAAUGUUUAAGCAGAGUCCAAACUUGCUUAAGGCUGACACAGCAUUUUUUGGUUUACCUUGUAAUAAAGACAGUCCCUUUACGUGGUGAAUGAUGUUUGGAACACCAUACUCGCAAUAAACAAGGACAACAUUAAGCAAAAAGACACAAAACAGAGUGCAGAGCAGGUCUGAAUGUACUAGUUGUGUCUUAGAGCUUUUAUUUAUUUAAUGCUUUUGUGCAGACUAUUUCUGUAAUGUAAUUUAUUCUACCAGUCACAUGGUAUAACUAGGCAUAUAUUAAUGCAUGUUUCAGCAAGUUAAUGAGAUUAUAGAAAAAUAAAAAAAAAGAGUAAGAAAUUCAAGUUAACUUGUGUAACAUAUUUAGCUAAGAAUAGUGCUGUAAAACGAAGAUGCUGGGAUUCUUCUGUACUUUAUAUCUAGUCAUUUGAACAUAUAUAAAUCAUAACCCAACCUGACAGCUUAAGUAACAGACAAAGAAACAACUGUCAUGCAAACUUUUGCUUAAUAAAGAAGUUAAGUGCAGCUGUGCAAAAGUCCAUUGCACACAAAUACAAAUAAUGCAAUGAGAAACUUGUUGACUUGGCAACAUCUUCUCAAGAGUUUGCACCAUGAAAAAGAAGAGCAGUUUGAGGACACAAUGCUAGGUCAUUUGGGGCAUAAUUAAAACCCUAUAUGGGUGGGUGCAAAGAUGGAAGGAAAUAGUAUGGGAAUAUACAUGCUUUAAAAAGCACCCUGUACUGCAAACAAAAAGAACAGCAUUUUAAAUGCACAAAUGACUGAGAUAGAUGACCAUUUUUUGCACAACACAAUGACACAGUACCCAUCUCUGUGGCUUAAAGGGAUCAUGCCCUGACUAUGUCCCUGACAGCCUGAGUUCAAGUCACAGUUCAGGCACUGGUGGAGCUGGCAUGUAGGACUAAAUUGGUUAAUGCCACUUCAUCUCUCUUGGUAGAAGGCGCCAUGCCUGGUCCACGGGAAGGAUCAUGUAGAAGGAGCCUUUCCUAGUCCAUGGGAAGGGUUGUGACAACAGUGCACCUAAGGAGCUCAAAGUACUGCAGCUAGGAGCUGCAUGCUUCAAUGCACACGUCCUAUAACAGCAAACAUGAUGGGGAAGUUCAUACACACAACAGGGUCCCUAGAGUCUCUCAAAUUAAAUUAAAACAGCUUAAUCACUACUGUGGAUGACAGCAUCACCAUCGAAGCUCAAUUCUUUCCCUGACAGAAUUAAUGCCCUGUUGCCCUGGGUGAAAUAAUGGGCAACAAGGCAUCCACAGGAGAAAUGCAUAACUGGGGAUCAGUGAAAACAAAAACUGUGUCAGUUUAUAAUGUAGGGAGCAACAGAAUGCAUAAGAAAUGAAAUUCCAUAUGUCUUUUAUUGUCAUGGACAGGAUUACAAAUUUGUUGUGGUUAAAAAGAUCUCUGUAUUCCCAAAGGAAAUGGGAUAAACACCCAUAUCAAUACCUGAUAGAUGCUGUUGCUAUAGUUAUUGAUUACAAAUGUAUCAAAACAUAAUGAGAGUCUUGGAUACUCAGCUAAUUGCUGACACAGUUUAUUGAGAUCUAUGCAAACCUUUGGACAGGACACUGCAGCAUAUAAUUUUGUGUGGAUUACAAAAUAUUGGUUAAGAUACAGUUACAACUGCAAAUAAAGAUUGACUGGGAUUCCAAAACA